Myiozetetes cayanensis is the source of this 2775-nucleotide messenger RNA. RefSeq names its product ORAI calcium release-activated calcium modulator 2 (gene ORAI2). Gene Ontology annotation, biological process: store-operated calcium entry. Gene Ontology annotation, cellular component: membrane. The transcript is spliced from 4 exons. The record is from RefSeq and is a predicted model, not a curated record. The coding region runs from base 1460 to 2233 and encodes 257 amino acids. NCBI's taxonomy places the organism in Eukaryota, Metazoa, Chordata, Aves, Passeriformes, Tyrannidae. Gene Ontology annotation, molecular function: store-operated calcium channel activity.
UUUGACCUGCAAGGUCUAUAUCCCAGCUGUCCUCCCUGCCAAGUUAGAGAUCUGCAUGGAACUGUUUUCUGCUCAGUCUCCACAGAGGCAGGUUGUGGCAAUGUUUCAUUCCUGAGCACUUCUGGUGCAGGAUGGAUGUUCUGCACCUGGCAUUUUCCCUGUGGAGAGAUGAGUUAUGGGCACUGCUUCACGUGAAUCCCCCUUAGGGCUGGCAAACCCUGUGGAUACUGUGGGAUGAGCCAUAAAAAUACAGUGUUUUUUAUGGACAGAGAAGAACUGAGAGCCUCACAAAUAAAGAUGUUCUGCCUCUGAGCUUGUCAGGCCUUUGAGCUAAGUCCUGUUCUGCAUUAAGUAGAGCAGAUGUUGGUGAUUGAACAAAUACAGGUUUGUGUGGCCUCAUCCUGCCUCCUUAAGAUGCCAUCCUUACCCGUGCUGAAUUAUUCAUGCUCUCCAUUUUGCAGGAAUGCCGAGUUUGUAGGUGAAAUCCAUAAACAGCAAAGAGAACAUGUUGGUGAAGGUGGGAUCUGCCUCACGGUCUGUCUCGCUGGGGUGGCUCAGUGUAGCAGUAGGAGCUGUAUUUGGUAGGUGUUGCUGUGAAUUCCAAAAAAUACUCUGCCGUGUUGUGGUUGUUCGCGGCAGUACGAGCUCGUUGAGAAUACAGAGCACUUCAAAGGGAGGUUCCGAGGGAUGUUUCUUUGUUAAGACAAAAAUGCAGGUACUCUGUGACCUCAAAACUGGGUAAACGUCAUCCACAGAGUAGAAAAAGGGAAGUACUCCUGUGUGUAGUAAAUCGAGGAACAACUCUACAACUGCUUCCUAUUGUAAAUAGGGCCCUGACAAAGCAGUAAUAAUUUAAAGGCUUAAAACUGCCCGGGAGUUUAACCUGCUUACGUUAAAUUCUCUUUCUGGAUUCUUUUCUAGAAGAGUCCCUCUCCUUUCCCUGAUGGAGACUAAUCUUCAGGGGUUAAAGUUUGCCCUGUUCCAAUUCUACACGUGGGACUCCGAGCGACAGCGGGCUUAGUACUAAAACCGAGCAGAGGUGCUCCUGAUCGCAGAGGUGAAAAGCACACUCGGGAUAAAAAAAAUAUAUCUGUCUCUUUAUUAGGUUUUUGGGAAGUGUUUUCCUGUCUCUUCCCUCCCCCCGGGCAGAAGGGAAUUCAGGAUGAUGGGAUUACCCUGUGAUAAAGCUGACCCAUUGUGCUGCCUUUCGGCAUUUUCUUUAUCUCGUUUCCAGGGAAGGAACUCCCUCUCUUUCCCAUAAGGCUGUCCCUGUCCUUUUGAUGGGUUUAUACAGGAUUUCCUGCUGAGUCAAUAGAGGAGGAGUGCAGGGAGAUAGCAGCCGGGAUUCCAGGGCGCCGGAGGAGGUUGCAGCCCGGCGGAGGCAGAGCCUUUUGUCUUAUCCCCUGGAGCCCACCACCCACUUCCUCCAUGUCCAUAGCCAGCCAGCGUUUCUCUCACCAUGAGUUCUGAAUUAAACGUCCCGGUGGAUCCCUCCACCCCUGCUUGCUGCUCUGAGCCUGGCACGAAGGGCAUGGAUUACCGGGACUGGGUCCGGCGCAGCUACCUGGAACUGGUCACCUCAAACCACCACUCUGUUCAAGCCCUUUCCUGGAGAAAGUUGUACCUGAGCCGAGCCAAACUGAAAGCUUCCAGCAGAACCUCUGCUCUGCUCUCUGGAUUUGCCAUGGUUGCCAUGGUGGAGGUGCAGCUGGAGGUGCAGUACAAGUACCCCCAGAUGCUGCUGAUCGCCUUCAGUGCCUGCACGACGGUGCUCGUGGCGGUUCAUCUCUUUGCCCUCCUCAUCAGCACCUGCAUUCUGCCCAACGUGGAGGCAGUGAGCAACAUCCACAACCUGAACUCCAUCAGCGAGUCCCCCCACGAGCGCAUGCACCCCUACAUCGAGCUGGCCUGGGGCUUCUCCACCGUCCUGGGGAUCCUCCUUUUCCUCGCGGAGGUCGUGCUGCUGUGCUGGAUAAAAUUCCUGCCUGUGGGCUCCAUCCUGAAGAACGAGACCACCAACGUGGAGAAGCCCAGCAGCCACGCAGGGUGGCAGUCAGCACUGGUCUCCACCAUCAUCAUGGUCCCCGUGGGCCUGAUUUUUGUUGUCUUCACCAUUCACUUCUACCGCUCCUUGGUGCGGCACAAAACGGAGCGGCACAACCGGGAGAUCGAGGAGCUCCACAAACUGAAAGUGCAGUUAGACGGGCAUGACAGAGGCAUGCAGGUGGUGUGACAGAGCCUGCACACCCCCUCAGCUGGGGCUGAGGGCAGCACACCCGGUUUGCUACUCGGUGGGACGCACCAGUGGUGGAUUGUCUUGAGGCUUCAAUCUGUAAAUGCUAAUUGCCUGCCAUUUCUAGCUGUGGGUUCUUGUGCUGUUUCACAUGCUGGGGUCUCUGGCCUGAUUCUGGUCCUGCACACUUGGUACUUGAGUUGACACUGCCGUGGAGUUCAAGGUCAAAACUUUACCUUAACGUGGGUUCAGGUAGCCAAAAAUCUGUGUUUUUUUUACGAAUGCAAUAUUCUGUUGCCAAAAGUAAAACUGCAUCAGCUUCCAAAAAGCCAGUGUGUGUAGGACCUGUCUUGCAUGUCAGAACUCCCUGGCUGUCAGUGCAGCCACAAUUAACUGGCAGCUCAUUUCUAGAGCAGAGCUGGUUAAUGUGGGUACCUGCAGCUGACUCAAGGACAUCCAGGAAAGCACAACAGAAACCGAGAGUGUUGAUCACCGUUGUUCCAAAGCAAGUAUUCCAUAAAUACAUAACCAGAAAGAAAUCA